AUGUCACGCCUGAUCAAUGCCACUUUAGAGCAGAAGGACCUUCCGGGUGAUUACUUCGGGAUUGCGUUCUCCGUCUCCCAUUGUGCGAUUGUCAAAGUUGUGAAAGACGUACAUGAAACGGCGUUCAGUCAUACGACCGCCCUCCGAUUUUUACCAUCAUUCUUUAUGCGUGCUAUGGAAGUUUGCCGUUGGCACCCGGGAAUGGACAAGUGGCACACUGAUCAUAAAUUGAAAUCGUUCGCUGGGGGAGCUAACGAUGCAUCGCCCAGCAUCAGCUGUGCGGUGCUGCAUCCUGAGCUUUGGCGAGAGAUCGGCUUUCGUCUCGAGCUCCAAGACAUCCUCACCCUCGGGUUGGUUUCAAAGCUAUACCGUGAAGCAACCUCAACGGUACUCCGUUAUCCCCAUGUCCCUGGUCAUCGCCUGGUUGCUGUUUCUAAAACGAAACCAAGGCGUACGUUCUGCUGCACGAGCUGGCAUUCCUGCUAA
Messenger RNA from Suillus paluster, 486 nucleotides. RefSeq lists its product as uncharacterized. The record is from RefSeq and is a predicted model, not a curated record. Lineage: Eukaryota; Fungi; Basidiomycota; Agaricomycetes; Boletales; Suillaceae. The transcript has a single exon. Bases 1 to 486 code for a protein of 161 amino acids.